Messenger RNA from Bubalus bubalis (water buffalo), 1392 nucleotides. RefSeq names its product zinc and ring finger 4 (gene ZNRF4). Gene Ontology annotation, biological process: negative regulation of cell cycle; ubiquitin-dependent protein catabolic process. The transcript is spliced from 2 exons. NCBI's taxonomy places the organism in Eukaryota, Metazoa, Chordata, Mammalia, Artiodactyla, Bovidae. Gene Ontology annotation, molecular function: ubiquitin protein ligase activity. Gene Ontology annotation, cellular component: cytoplasm. The coding region runs from base 1 to 1293 and encodes 430 amino acids. The record is from RefSeq and is a predicted model, not a curated record.
AUGAUGUCACAGAGCCUGGGGGCUUCUAGAACCCUGGGGGCUCUUGGUCUCAGUGUCAUCUGCCAGGAAGGCCGCCUGGCCACCUUUUCAAGUUCACCUCCAUUCCCUCCCCGGCCACGGGUCCCCGGGAGGCCCUGGAGAUGCCCAGAGGCCUCCCAUUGGCAGUCCCCAGUGGGACCUAGCUCCACGCCGCCGCUGGAGAAGGCCAGGCCAGCCAUGGGGCGGCAGCAGCCAGCUGUGGCCCUGGGGGCAGUCAGGAUCUCGCUGAUCCUGCUGGGGCUGCUUGCUCCCUCGCAGGCGGUGGUGCGGGCCGUGCUGGAUGGCAACUCGAGCACGGUGGACUUUGCGGAUAUGCCAGCCCUGUUUGGGGCGCCCCUGGCCCCCGGGGGCGUGCGAGGCUACCUGAUGGAGGCCAAGCCAGCCAACGCAUGCCAUCCCAUCCAGGGCCCACGGCCGGGCAACGGCUCCCUGGGCGCCAUUGUGCUGAUCCGCCGCUACGACUGCACGUUCGACCUCAAGGUGCUGCACGCCCAGCGGGCCGGCUUUGAGGCGGCCAUUGUGCACAAUGUGCACUCCGACGACCUGGUGAGCAUGGCGCAUGUGUAUGAGGACCUGCGGCAGCAGAUCGCCAUCCCCUCGGUGUUCGUGGGCGAGGCUGCUUCCCAGGACCUGCGGGUCAUCACGCGCUGUGACAAGGCGGCCCACGUCGUCCUGCUGCCCGACUACCCGCCCCACCCGGACCUGGACUGCCACCCGGUGCUGGCCGUCUCCUGGGUGCUGGGCCGUGCCCUGGCCCUGCUCACCAGCGCUGCCUUUGUCCUGCAGCGUCUGUGGCAUUGGCUCUGGAGCUGGCGGGCCAGCGGGCAGGCAGUCAAGGCACAGGCCACCCAGAGGGCCCAGGUGCGCACCUUCACCAGGUGUAACGACCUCUGCGCCAUCUGCCUGGAUGAGUACGAGGAAGGCGACCGCCUCAAGGUCCUGCCCUGCUCCCAUACCUACCACUGCAAGUGUAUCGACCCCUGGUUCUCCCAGGCUGUCCGGCGCUCCUGUCCCAUGUGCAAGGAGUCAGUGGCUGGCACGGACAGCUCUGACUCCACCGUCGACAGCCACGGGGACGAGGAAGAUUCCUCGCUGUCUGGCCGCCAGACGCCGACCUGGGUUGUCCAGGCCCGGCUGCGCUCCCGGAGGCUGGCUCUGCUGACCCGAGCCACCUCCCGGCGCCGCUGUAGUGCCAUCUCUGUGGGGGAGGCCGAGGCCAGUGCGCCCUUGGAGGGGCCCCCAGAACGCCACUGAGACCCGCCAGCCCCAGACUGGUAGAGAUCCGGGUGGGCAGGGUGGAAGGAAGGCAUGUUUUUAGCCUGGAGACUAGAUAAUAAAGUGGGUUUGAAAGCG